Messenger RNA from Carassius gibelio (silver crucian carp), 5148 nucleotides. RefSeq lists its product as uncharacterized. The record is from RefSeq and is a predicted model, not a curated record. The transcript has 5 exons. The coding region runs from base 2501 to 4039 and encodes 512 amino acids. Lineage: Eukaryota; Metazoa; Chordata; Actinopteri; Cypriniformes; Cyprinidae.
CCACCUAUCUACAUCACACCAAAACCGUCACAGAGUCAGUCAAGAACUUUCAACAAUAAGUUGUGAACUGUGUGAAUUCCAAGAGAUUUGCAGUGAGAAACGUUUCUUCAUUCACCUUGGAAAUCAUCUUAAACGAAAAGAAACAAUUAAUUGUCCCUUUAAAGGAUGUGGAUUUAAAACAAACAAUCGGCCAACGUUCAGCUCUCAUAGAAGCAGAAUACACAGAAAGCAUACACUAAAAGACUUUAGAACUGCAAUACAAACGGUCUUCGAGAGGAUUGAUAAUGAAGUGCCAUCUAUCUCACAGAUCUCUUCAGAAGUCGAAAUUGGAGAUGAUGAUAGAAUACAGUUUGAUGAAAAUGUAAAUAGUCAAACACUUGAACAAAAAAUUGCAUCUCUUUUUUUGUGUAUGCAGACUGUGUUCCAUGUUUCAAAAGAUGCUACUCAGAAAAUAAUUGAGGAACUUAAAAGUAUUUUGUUGUUCUCCAAAUCUCAGGCCCUUCAUAGUGUAGAAUCAAUUCUCACAAAGCACAAUGUUAAUGUUGAAAGUAACAUUGUCAAAGAAAUUGCAGAUUCAGUGUGUUUGACAAAUCCACUUUUAACAGCAAUAUCUGCAAAGGGUAUUUUGUCUACUGACUACAGAAGAUCUCUGUAUUUCAAACAACACUUUCCUUUAAUAGAACCUACAGAAUAUCUUUAUGAACAUACCCAGAAAGCAUCCUUUGUUUAUGUGCCAGUCAUUCAGGUACUUGAAACUCUGCUAAGUUUACCAUGUUUUUUGGAUAAAGUUGAAUUUACAAACGAACAUUUAGCUGGACAGUACAAUUCGUUUCAAGAUGGGAAGUACUACAGGGAGAAUGUGUUUGUUGCAGAAGAAGAGGUUGUUCUGAGUUUGGCCUUUUAUAUAGAUGAGUUUGAAGUUUGCAACCCAUUAGGCACAUCCAGAAAAAUUCAUAAAAUUACUGCUGUCUACUGGAUGAUCUUAAAUUUACCUGCAAAGUGGAGAUCUACUUUAACAUCCAUUCAGUUAGCUGUUUUAGGAAGGAGUGUUGAUGUUAAAAAAUUUGGCUAUGACAAAUUAUUGGAACCUUUGAUAAAAGAUUUGAAAGCUUUGGAGCAAAAUGGUGUGUUUGUGGAGACUUUGGGGCAUUAUGUGAAGCCAACUGUUUUCUGUGUAUGUGCAGAUAAUCUCGGAGCCCACAGUCUUGCAGGCUACCAGGAAAACUUUAAUGUUGAUAAGUUCUGUCGGUUCUGUUUGAUAAGUCGUGAUCAAAUAGCAACUGUUAAGGCUAGUGAUUUCCCUCUGAGGACUGUUGAAGAGCACAAUUCAUUUGUGGAACAGCUUAAGCAGAGUGACACCCUGCAGAGUGUUAAUGGUGUAAAGAGUGAGUGUUCAUUAAGCAAACACUUGAGAAACUUUCAUCCAGUCACUGGGUUUCCCCCAGACAUUUUACAUGAUUUUUUUGAAGGGGUCAUACCUGUGGAAUUAUCUUUGUGUCUCAGAGAUUUGAUCUCAAAAGGUUACAUUACUCUUGAAGGAUUAAAUCACUCAAUCAAAACAUUCCCUUACAAGUACUCUGACAAGGUCAACAAACCAAAGGCAAUUCUAAAAUCAGGCCUAGUUAAAGGAUCAAUUGGGGGUAAUGGUCAUGAAAAUUGGUGUUUGUUGCGCUUACUUCCUUUAAUGAUUUGGGAUUGCGUCCCAGAACACGAGCCAUCAUGGGAAAUAUUAAUGGACCUAAAAGAAAUUGUAGAAAUUGUCCUGUCACACAGUCUCUCUGAAGAAACUCUGUGUUACUUGUCAUGUAAAUUGGCAGAUCACCGCUUGCUUCUGACUUCCACGUUUCCAGACUUCAAAUUAAAGCCGAAGCACCACUUCAUUGACCACUACCCACAACUGACAAAAUGCUUUGGACCUUUGGUGAACGUGUGGACUAUGCGAUAUGAGUCCAAGCACUCAUUCUUUAAGAAUGUAGCACGUGAUAUUCACAAUGUGAAAAAUUUGCUGCUUACUCUUUCUGUUAAACAUCAGCAAAUGAUCGCCUAUCAUUUGAAUGCUCAAAGCCUUUUGAAAUCCGAGUUAUAUGUUGAAAAAGUGGAUGUGGUUAAAAUAUCACUGUUAGAUGCAAAACUGAAAUGUGCUAUACAAAGAAAGUUUCCUCAUGUGUACACUGUGUCACUGUCCAAAAAUGUUUGUCUGUAUGGAACUCAAUAUGCUAAGGACAUGAUUAUAUCUGCUGGACAAUCCAAUGGACAUCCUGACUUCUUCAAGAUAGAGCACAUGUUGCUCUGUCCUGACAAAGUCUCCAUUGUAUCUAAAAGACUUUCUGCCUGGUAUAUUGAACACUUGAGAUCUUAUGAACUUGUGGAAAGCAACUAUGCUGACAUGGUUGUCCUUGAUCUUGAUGACUUAAAUGAUUAUCACCCAUUGAUUCCAUACAGGCUUAGAGACCGAGUCCUUGUGACCCUGAGGACAUACCUGCACCAUUAAACUUGCCUGAUGGCUUUACUACUGCGAGUUGUCAUUUCGUCAACUGAUGCCCGGCGACUUCAGCUUUUUGAAGUGCCACAGUCUGUGGAGUCCCUUAUUAGUAUUCUGAAGGAGAAACUGCAGUUACAAGGACAGUUUGUCUUGCAGUUUGAAGACCCUGAUUUUGGGAAUGCCCUUUGCAGCCUGACUGACAUCUCGGAACUGCCCAGUGACAAAGCAGUCUUGCAUAUUCAGUGGUGCAAUUCAUCAUUGUCUGAAACCAGCCUUUCUGUGUCAUCUCUUGAUACUGCUAGUGUUGAUGACUCUGAUGGAUCCUUGACCAGCUCCACAGCCUCUGUACAAAGGUAUUUGCGCACAACCUCAGAAUGGCCACUGCCAUUCCCCAUCCCACCCCUGUCAUUUGAUGUCGAGCUAAAACUACGACGAGGCAAUGAGACAUAUGCAGAAACACAGACAGGCAUUGAUGUGACCAGAGACAUAAAGAUGGAGAUUCUUGAUAAAAUAGUUCAGGCUGUUUUUGACAUAAAGGCAUAUCCCAACAAUCAAGAAAUUGAGUCCAUUGCAUCUGCCCUGAUUUCCAAGUAUCCAUGCCUUAAGGAGCCUGGCAAAGGUAAGGGCUAUGAAGGAUGGUUGAUCAGCCUAAAGAACAAGCUAAACAAUUACCGUUCAAAAUUGAGAGCAGCAGGCUGCAAUGAAGUUAGUGUGAACAAGAAGCGUAAGGAUGUUGAACAUGGACAUGGUUUCACCAUGAAAAAAGCAAAGCGUGGAGAAGUGAAUUUUGUCCCAGAACAUCCAUGCAACCACACUGAUGCUUCACUUGAAGAACAAAGACGUUUAUUGAUCGAUGAAACCAAAAAGGCAAGAAGCAGCAUGGUGCUCAUAAGUGAAAAAAUGGAAUUAACUUUUUCCCUGAGGAGAAAAGAAGUGGUAGAAGAUCAACCAAUGGUUGUAGACGUGCAGCAGAGGUGGCCUGCACUUUUUCUCCAGGAGCAGAUUGCUGAGGAAUUCUUCAGAAUCACGAAUAAAGACCUUCUUGAUGUCUUCAGAGCAGCUAUGGAUAGAUUUACACCUAAGCUCUUGAAAUUAUACAGAGCUAGAAAAACUGCAUUUGGAGAGGACAUGGAACAGCUCCUAGAAAGACUUGAUGAAAGGGUGACCGAUGUUGUUAAUCACAGAAGGACUACUGCUUUGAAAGGCCUGCCUUUGUUUCUUCGAGAGGACCCAAACAAGCUGUUUAAGACCUGCAAAGACACCGAAGAUGGGGCAAAAGGAGUGUCUAUUGCCAUUCUGUGUGUUUUGGAAGAUGACACCCAGGCGACAUCACCCGAGGUUGUGAACAUUGCUGUUGUCUUGGAGCAGGUCGUCGUUUUGAAAGAUCUCCCAGAUAUUUCUACUGCUCUUGCAUACCUUUUUGGCCUUCUGUAUGCAUUAAACAUGUCCUAUCCUCAAGCUCUUAAGUACACUUUUGACACCAUUCAGAAUGUUUUCAUGGAGCUGGGAUCUGGAUGCACCAAACGUGUACUUUCUCUGAAGAACAAACUGUUGUAAAGAAAAUAAGAACAGUGUUUUUGGGAUCCUUUUUGGCGUUCAUUUGUUACAAGACCUAAAGUGCGCUUGGAUACAAGGUCUGGGGAUUCUUUUAGUUGGCAUCUCUGUUUCUUGUUACAGAUGUCAAACUGUUCCAAAUGCACCAAACGUGUGCUUUCUCUGAAGAACAAACUGUUGUAAAGAAAAUCAGAACAGUUGUUUUGGGAUCAUUUUUGGCGUUCAUUUGUUACAAGACCUAAAGUGCAGCUUGGAUACAAGGUGAUUAUUUUAGUUGGCAUCUCUUUUUCUUGUCAUCAGAUGUCAGACUGUUCUUAAAGUGUACAGUACGGCAUACCAUACCAGGUUAGUGGUUGCAGUAAGCAUGUCUGUUCUUAUAAAUGGUUGUUUAAAAUUGAGGGAUAGUUCAUCCAAAAAUUAAAAUUGUCACAUUUUGUCACUCUUAUUUUGUUACAAACCUGUAUAAAUGUCUUCGUUCUGAGGAACAUGAAGAAAGAUGCUUUGAGGAAUGUUUGUAACCAAACCGUUCAUGAGCCCCAUUCACUUUUAUAGUAGGAAAAAAGAAUACUAUAGAAUCGAAUGGGGCUCGUGAUCUGUUUGGUUACAAACAUUCCUCAAAAUAUCUUAUGUUCAUCAGAACAAAUACAUUUAUACAGGUUUGUAACAACAUGGGGAGUAAGAAAAUGACACUAUUUUCAUUUUUGGGUGAACUAUCCUUUUAAACAAAACUGUAAAAAUGUGUUUUAAAUGUUGGUUUAAAUGUGGUAAUUUGAAAAGGUUUAGAUUACAGAACAUGUCAAGACAUUAAAAACAUUUUAUUGUUGAUACAAAGAAAAAUCCUAAAUUGAUACCAACAAGUUUUAUGCUGUUUUUGUGUACAUUUAAGUGAUUUAAUGAGAAAUUGUAUUGCACUGAUUUUUGUUGGUGUUAAAAAUUGUCUGUAUGCUUAGUGUAUGCAAAAUUUAAGUUCCUACUGAAGAUGGAAUCUGGACUUUUUCUUUAAAGUGCAGCUGUUGUGUCACAACUUUAAAAAAAAGUUAAAUAUUGUGAACCGAGUUUGUGCUAGUGUAGCAUCUUAUUUCUAAUUGAAAUAAAUGAUAAAGUAAAUGUUU